AUGUCGCCAAGGUUGUUCAUAGAGAAAGUACUGAAAAGGCUCUAUCCUGAAACUUCAUCAUCUUCUCUUGCGCAUGCUUCGAGUGGAGAAGAGGAGGCGGUUCACAGAAAUCUGGGCUCAAAAUCCAAAGAAAAGAAUUUGGAUAAUGUUCAGACUUCAUCAGCAGAUGCUAGCACAUCAACUGAUACAACCUGUGAAUCAUUUCAAGGCAGUGACAAUACCAUUCUGUCUCCAAGGAGAAUGUACACAGUGAGUCUUCCUCCGGAGGGUUAUGUUGCUGUUACUCCAGAUGCUGCUGUUAGUAUUUCAGUUUCUGAAAACUCAGACAGUAGUGCUGACUCAACAGAGGAGGAAUAUCAAGGACAAACCAAGAGAAAGCGCAUUCGAAGGAAGAAACAAAAGAAUAGUUUGCAAAACUCUAAUAAUUUACAUGGAGAACAAACAGAAUCUAGAAUGCAAGAGACACUUGCUCAACGUAAUUUACAGCUGCAGCAGACAGACUGCCCCAGAAUAAGCAAAAACAAAAAGAGGAAAAUGAAAAAGAAGCGACAGAAAGAAAAAAUGAGAGCAGCUGGCUUGGUGACAAAAACUACUGGUGUGGAUUUUACGUAUCAGCCUGACAAAAACAACAGAGAAGAAGCAGCAGGCUUAAAAGACAUAGAUGAAAAGACAGAUAGCAUUCUGGACUUCUUGCAGGCAACACAACAAAUUUAUUUUGCUGACAAUAAAUCAGAAUGCACAGACUCUGCUGUAAAUUCAACAACUGUCCAAGAGCUUUUACAAUGUCUUGAAUCUCACAGCAUCUCUUUCUCGGAUGUGACUCUUCUACAUCAGCUGAAAUCCCUUGUGUUGCUACGGGAUAUUGAGAGAUUGAAGGGUGCUUUGAAACAAUUCCAAGAACAAUCCAUGAUGCCUCCUAAUCAUACCAAGAUAGUCACGUCUCUGUUUCACUACUGGAUUACAGAUAUCCUUCCUGUGAAGAACAGGAAAUAA
Messenger RNA from Opisthocomus hoazin, 993 nucleotides. The record is from RefSeq and is a predicted model, not a curated record. Lineage: Eukaryota; Metazoa; Chordata; Aves; Opisthocomiformes; Opisthocomidae.